AUGAAGCCCAUUCUCGCUCUUGCAAUUACUCUGGCUUUGGCGGAAGCGUCUACACUGAAUGUUCACAACCGUUGUGGCUACAGGAUUGAUGUGAUUCGCACCGAAAACAAUGUUCAACCUGUCCUACAUUGUCAGCUGGGACCAAACCAGUACUGCACAGCGCAAUUUGGAGGCAGAAGGGGAAUGAAUUUCAAGAGUGGAUGGGGAGGUAAGUGAGAUUCCAGUCUGUCCAGAAAACAAUCAGCAAAUUUGGGAAAAUACCAGUGGGACUCAUAUCAGGACAAAAUGAGCCUUCGUAUAACCUCAUAGUGACCUGAUCCGGUGGCAAAAAACGUACCAUUUCGUAUCUGGAAAGUAUCAAAAAAUGCAGCAAAAUUCCUCCUUUUCCAGGUAAAAAACUCAGGGGCCUGUUUCACUAACAUAAAAAUAAAUAAAUGAGAAGUAGGGGGGAGCGAGAGAGCAUCGAAAACGCGUUUGCGGGCAAGAGAAACCGGACGAAAAGCAGAAGUAGCCUACUUCUCUUUCGGAGUGACUUUUUGCGUCCAAAACCGGGGUUGGCGGCGGAAUUUUGGCCAUAACUUUUUUCUCAAUUGGUAUAGGAACACCCUUCAAAAAAUCAAAUAAAGCUGACGGUUGAGGCUACAACAUAUCCAAAUUUUGUUGCUUUAUUUUCAAGAGUAGAUUAGUUAUAUAGCUUAAAGUAAAGAGUACAUUUACACUAAAGAAAUAAAAUGUUUUAUUUCUCGGUCGAUUUCAAAAUUUAUAAGCAAUAUUUUAUACCAGUCGAUAGCCCAUCUUUUUUUCCAUGAGGCUUUUUUAGAGGGCCAAUUGUAGGUCUUAUUAUGGCUGAGUUAUGGCAAAUUUACCUCCAUUUUUGUCAUAAAAAGAGCCCUCAAAUCAAAGGAAGAGGAAAAGUUCGCUCAUUUCGGAACGACUUUUUAUGGUCAAAAAUGGAGGUUACCUUGAUUUAAUUGCCCGUAACUCUAUCAGUUUAUGAUAUAUCGCCACCCCUCAAAAACAUAAUGUAGUUAAGAAACGGCUCUACACACUGAUAUGCAAUUUGUAAUUAUUCUUAUAAAAGUUGGUGAGAAAAAUUCGUUUUUAUUCCGCGAAGAAGAAAAAACGAGAUGGUUGGCCGUACUACUGUAAAAUUAGCGGUCCAUCGGGCUAUAAAAGAAAUUCAAAACACAUAUUGUUUAAAACUACUUAAAAAAUUCUAUGUGUUGUUUUUCGGAGGGUUUCAAUCCGAAAAGUUUUACCCAAGUUAUCGGGAUUUUAAGCUAAAAUUUAGUCGAUUUUCUCAAAAAUUAAAGCACGCGUACUUUACGAUUUUUUUAAGGACGGGUUUUGGCACCACAGCAAUGAAAAUAACCUUGGUGAAAGCUGAAACUGUCAGCUUCAUUCUAAAUUUUGAAGGGUGUUCCUAGACCAACUGAGAAAAAAGUUAUAGCCAAAAUACUGCCGCGAACCGCGGUUUUGGACGUAAAAAGCCACUCCCGCAAAAGUAGGCUACUUCUGCUUUUCGUCCGGUUUCUCUCGCUCGCAAACGCGUUUUCGAUGCUCUCUCGCUCCCCCCUACUUCUCUUUUAUUUAUUUUUAUGUUAGUGAAACAGGCCCCAGAUUUCGAAAGCGCGCCCGCUCUUUUUAUGAGGGACGCUUCUAAACGAAGUUUUUUCGCUUGGAGAAGGAGGAAUUUUGCUACAUUUUUGAUACGUCCCGGAUGCAAAAUGGUACGUUUUUUGCCACUGGAUCAGGUCACUGUCAUUUUUUAUUGUUACAUAUUCUGGAUCAGAAAAAUCUUGCAAUUUUUUUUGAUGUAUGUCUCGAUCUGUUAGUCCAUACCCCAUAGAAGUACUUUCAUUGUAACAUAAAUAUGUACGUUUAGGUCCGCCACUGUUGACUUAUUGAACUAAGGUUAAUCUUUUAAUAUUUAAUGACCAUGACAAUGUCGAAUAACAAUAGCAAUCGGGAUUAUAUACUGGUUGACAAAAUUUUCUUUCCACCUCAUAUCUCGGGAACCGCUGGGCCUAGAACCUCCAAAUUCGGCAUAGAAACAUCCUAGGACAGUCUAACACCAUGCCCAAAAAAUCAUUUCAUUUGAUGCACUUUACAUGCCCUUUUUCCAAAAAAGGCAAAAACCCGGAUGACAAAAUUUUCUUUCCACCUUGGAAAAAACGUUUGUAACUCAUAAGCCAGAGGGUUUUAAGGCAUGAUUGUGGUAUCGUUGUGUUCGCGAAGAAGUCCUCUCUCGAUUGGUGUCACAACCUUACGGGGGUUUUCGUUUCUUCGCCCUUGGGCGUCGGCUCAUCGUUGCCUUGUCCAUUUUCAGCCAAAUUCGUGGCCAGAGGAGCUCGCAUAAGGCAUAAGGAGAUGAAAAUGCCCUUAAAAAAUCUGGCAUUCGUGUUUGCAACAUUGUUUCCUCCGGCAGUAGAAUUCGAUUUAAUUUAAGUGCUUUGCAGGGGAAAACGCGCGCUUCCAGGGUUCUCGUUUCCAGAAAAUUACGCUAUUAUGGGAACACUGCGGAUAAUUCACGUAACUUUUCCUGCUUAUAUAUUUUCUAUGAUACUACAGAGUUAAAAAAUAGUGACGAUUUUAAUCACUGACGUCGCGCUUAGAUGUGAGCAGAAGAAAGGUUCCAAAUGCCCCAUGUACAAAAUUUGCGACUCUAAGCUUCCUGCGAAAGCUAUUCGUCGUGGAAAAAACGUUGAAGGUCUGUCAAGGUCAAUGUAUUUAAGUAGUCUGGUAGCCAAAAGUCCCAAUAUACCAAGCUUAAGUAAUGCCAAGGCCUAGUGCAACAACCUGCGUUACUUGAGACGACAUAGACCAGAGAGGGGUAAGAUAAGCGGGCAGAUUUCAACACAUGCUGUCGUAUAAGCCCUAAAGUACGCCGUAUGUAUAGCGAAUGGAUGUAAUUUGGACGUUCCCAUUCUGUACAGAAGUGAUUCUUCGGUUUUGCGCACCCAGGCAGCGCUCAUUUUCCCCUGCAACGCACUUAAAUUAAAUCGAAUUCUACUGCCGGUGGAAACAAUGUUGCAAACAUGAAUGCCAGACUUUUUAAGGGCAUUUUCAUCUCCUUAUGCCUUAUGCGAGCUCCUCUGGCCACGAAUUUGGCUGAAAAUGGACAAGGCAACGAUGAGCCGACGCCCAAGGGCGGAGAAACGAAAACCCCCGUAAGGUUGUGACACCAAUCGAGAGAGGACUUCUUCGCGAACACAACGAUACCACAAUCAUGCCUUAAAACCCUCUGGCUUAUGAGUUACAAACGUUUUUUCCAAGGUGGAAAGAAAAUUUUGUCAUCCGGGUUUUUGCCUUUUUUGGAAAAAGGGCAUGUAAAGUGCAUCAAAUGAAAUGAUUUUUCGGGCAUGGUGUUAGACUGUCCUAGGAUGUUUCUAUGCCAAAUUUGGAGGUUCUAGGCCCAGCGGUUCCCGAUAUACGAGGUGGAAAGAAAAUUUUGUCAACCAGUAUACAUCAUAAAUGGUCUAGGCGGCUUUAUUGACACUAUAUCUUUAAGCCACAGAAAAUUGAUCCCCUGGCUUUUGCGACUUUCUUCUCAAUUAUCAAUACCUCCCCCUGCACAUAUAUUCCUAUAAAAAGCUUCAUAAAAAAUGAGUUGUGAAGCCUAUACACUCCUCGCUUUAGGCCUCACACUUGCCGAGUUCUCCUUCGAGAAUGGAGAUGGUAAUGAUUACUAUGACUUGAGCGUAAUUGUUGGAUUUGACGUGGGCAUGACGCUUCGGUCUUCAGACGGCACAAACUUACGAUGCUAUGAGCGGUAAGAAUUGUCUCUAAAAAUUGGAGAUUUCCUCUUCUUUAUGAAUACAAGUCAUUUAGGGGCUGCCCGGAUGCCUACCAGUAUCCCGGAGACAAUAGCAAGACUCACGGAGUGAGAACUGGAGGCACGUUCGACUUGUACUUCUGCUGA
Bursaphelenchus xylophilus (pine wood nematode) is the source of this 3922-nucleotide messenger RNA. The record is from the annotation of a GenBank genome assembly. Lineage: Eukaryota; Metazoa; Nematoda; Chromadorea; Rhabditida; Aphelenchoididae.